UGUCUUUCGCACUUCCUGAAACAUGACAGGCCACAGCACUCACUGGAAAUUAUGGAAGUUUAUCAAAGUGCUGCUAUUUAGUGUCAUAUUUUCCAUUAUAGUUCUGCUGCUCGUUGCCACUGUUAGGACGUUUACACUUGAUGUGGAUUCGGCGCUUCAGCUGGGAAAAUGGGAAAACACAACAGCCAUUUCACUUCAAUUACGCACACAACAGAGAAAGAACCUGCUGUCAAAUUUCAAAGCGGCCAUUCGGAUUCCUACCGUGUCUUUUACCGAGACACACGUGAACGCGAGCGCGCUGCAGGAGUUUGACGGUCUGCUGAGGAGCGUCUUCCCGAAGGUCUUCUCCUCCAGUCUGGUCAGACAUGAGGUGGUGGGAAACUACAGUCAUCUGUUCACAGUAGCGGGAGCAGAUACAGAUCUAGAGCCCUACAUGCUGCUGGCUCACAUUGAUGUAGUGCCGGCUAAUGAGGCGGAUGGAUGGGAUGCUCCUCCUUUUUCUGCUCAGGAGCUCAAUGGAUUCAUUUAUGGACGAGGAACCAUUGACAAUAAACAGUCUGUGAUGGGGAUCCUUCAGGCACUGGAAUACCUGCUGGAAAAAGGCUACACUCCUCGCAGAACCUUCUACAUUGGCCUGGGUCACGAUGAGGAGGUGAAUGGCUUACAUGGCGCAGUCAAUAUCGUGAAGCUCCUGAAGAGUCGUGGAGUGAAGCUCCUGUAUGUUUUAGAUGAAGGUCUGGCAGUGCUGGAUGGUGUUAUCAGUGGCUUGGAUGGACCUGCUGCCCUAAUAGGUAUCAGUGAGAAGGGUCAGACCACAGUAAAGCUGAGUGUCAGUACUUCUCCAGGACAUUCAUCCAUGCCACCCAGAGAGAGCAGCAUUGGCAUAUUGGCAUCAGCAGUCAAAAGGCUGGAGGAAAAUCCAAUGCCCAGACUGUUUGGUUAUGGUCCAGAGCGUGGCACAUUUGAACACCUGGCGCAUAAGUUUGGGUUGCCUCUCAGAUUCAUCAUGUCUAACCUGUGGCUCUUCUCUCCUCUACUAAGCAGAGUGCUGGAGCGAAAACCUGAUACAAACGCAUUUGUAAGGACCACAACUGCCGUCACAAUGUUCAACUCUGGUGUAAAGAUUAACAUAAUCCCGUCAUAUGCCGAGGCUUUUGUCAAUUUUCGUAUCCACUCAGCUCAAACGCUGCAGGAGGUUCUGGAGUUGGUCCGGUCAACUAUAUCUGAUGAGCGUGUGAAGAUAGAGAUGGUGAAUGGAUUCGACCCGCUGCCCAUCAGCUCCUAUGAUGAGCAGUCAUUCGGCUACCAGAUAAUCAAGAAAACAGUGCUGGGCAUGUUUCCUCAGCUUACAGUGGCCCCUGGCAUCUGUGUGGGCAACACUGACAGCCGGCACUACAGAGACAUCACCCGAGACAUUUUUCGAUUCGCUCCAUCGUGGUUCAAACCUGGGGAUCCUCAGAGAUUCCAUGGUGUGAACGAGAGAAUCUCCAUUCAGAACUAUGAAGAGAUUGUCCUGUUCUACUUCCAGCUCAUGCAGAAUAAUGACAUCAGGAAUCUGCCUCCACCUCACAGCAGCCAGCAUGAGCUGUAAAUGGUGGGAUGUUACCUACACGGAUGUCAAAACAUAAUAUUUUAAGGAAACUGAGCUCGGGGAGCUUUAAACACAUGUGAUUUGAACAUCUGAAAAACUUAGAAAAAAACACUGAGGAAAUGAAGGUUGUGAGACUUUCAUUCAUACAUUCCUUACUGAACAAAGUUUUUUAUUAAGUAAACUUCAAGUUUAGACAAAUUCCUGUGUGCUGAGGUUAGAGAGCAGUGAACACUAUGUAGGGAACAUGUCAAUCUCAACACAGUUCUAGUUAUGCUAUCUAAAUCCGGUGUGUUAAACAAAAGAGACACGCAAAAUAAGCAGUGCUGGGGGCAGCGAGGACCAGGAUUGAGAACCGCUUCUCUAAAUAACUUCAUCUGCCCUAAAUUUGUUCAAAACGAUGUCUCACCAGUUCAUUUUUCUAUUUAAUUAGAAGUAUAUCAGGCCUUAAGUAUAAGGAGCUGUUGUCCUUCCAAUAGAAAAAAACAUAGAAGACAUAAUUCCCUGUUGGUUCCCUUGGAUUCUCCAAUGGGUUCUUAUAAUUUGUGCAAUUGAAAAUUUUGACCAGCACUAAAUAUAUAUAGUUGAAGACAAAACUAUUAGCCCUACUGUGAAAUUUGAAUUCUUUUUCAUAUAUUUUCCAAGUGAUGUUUAACAGAGCAUGAUAAGUUUAACAUUUUAUACUAUAAUAAUUUUGCUAUUUCCAUUUAAGUAGGCAUAUAAAAAAAUUAAGUUCAAUAUUAUUAGCCUCGUUUUUAUUAGAUUGGCUACAGAAUUAACCACUGUUGUCCAAUGACUCACAUAGUUAUCCUAAUUACCCUAGCAAAGCCUUUAAAUUGUAGUUUAUUUACUAGUAGCCAGCAAUAUAAGUAGUGAAAUAUUAUGUACUGCCAUCAUGGCAAAUCAGUUAUUAAAACAAAUGUGUUUAAUAAUGUUUUGAAAAACACAUUGUAAAUUGGGAAAAGCACUUGUGAAAUACUUUAGAAUAUUAAAGAAUUUUAAAUUGUACAGAAGGGCUAAUCAAUUUGCCUACAACUGUAUUUAACCAGUACACAUUUUGUUAAUGUAAAUGGACGAUUUAUACAUACAUGACCUACUGUUUUUUUUUUUUCUUUCUGGGGGUUUGGUAAACUAGUCAACAAGUCAGUUACACAAUUUCCCUUUAAACAUUAAUGAAAUCAGUUGCAGUGCACGGCUCUUCCCCAAAAACAUUAAUGUAGUAACAUUUUAAAGAGUCAAGUAAAUGUAGUUUACUUCAAAAUUAGUUUUCAAGCUGAGCUUGUGCAAGUCAGUAUUCAGAUUAAAACAUUUACCUCAGAACUUAAUAUAUUGAAAAAAACCCGUUAUAAAAACACAUAGAAAACUCUCAAACGAGUCUUCUGGGUUUUGACAUCAUGCUACAGCACUUGGUUAAUUUUUGACAUCACUUUUGUCGUGAUUAAUGAAUAAUCUGACCAAAUUACUGUAAAUUUGUUAGUGAACAUAAGCUAUACUGACCAUCAUCAAAAACACAAAACAUUGCUAAGCAUAAUCGUUACACUGUACCAGAGUGACUGUACAGAACAACAACCAGCUAGUCAUGAUAAUAAAUCAGACAAAUGGGCAUUAUGAUGAUGAAUGGAUCCUUAAUAAGUGAUAAAUAGUGUUUUACAAUUUUGAGUGCCACUUUUUGCCUUUGAAUGUUAUUGUGUUCAGGGGAAAUGAUGGAGCUUGAGCAAACUAGUUACUUUUGUUUAAUUUGCUUCAGAACACACAGAUAUUAUUUUUGAACUCUGAUAUGCUGCUUGUUGUUGUUGAUUAACAUGAGAGUUUCAUCUCAAACAGAGAACUCUAUAUAGUAAAUGUUCUGUCUGAAGUUAGUGUUUUAAUUUAUGCAAAUUUUAUUGAAGAUAUAAGUUAACGCUGAGGUACAUUUAAAAAAAGUGCCAAUAGAUUUUCAUACAAAUGAAAUUAGAGUGGAGUGAUUUGAUAUUCUAUAAUUUAUUGUUCUUUAUUGCACUGCAAAGCUGUCAAAUGUUACUUUAAAUCCUUGUUAUUUUUGCACUGAAAUGGUCGUUUAAUUGUUUAUCUUCAUUAUUUUGAAAUGUUUGUGAAAGAUUAGUUAAUU
Molecule: messenger RNA, 3695 nt
Organism: Danio aesculapii
Lineage: Eukaryota; Metazoa; Chordata; Actinopteri; Cypriniformes; Danionidae
Gene: pm20d1.2
Product: peptidase M20 domain containing 1, tandem duplicate 2
Exons: 13
Coding region: 23-1591 (522 amino acids)
Biological process (GO): amino acid metabolic process
Molecular function (GO): hydrolase activity, acting on carbon-nitrogen (but not peptide) bonds, in linear amides; metallocarboxypeptidase activity
Source: RefSeq, a predicted model, not a curated record